AUGUUUCCUAUUUGGCGACGGCGAGUCGAGCGAGUGUCCCGUGACGUAUGGCUGGGUGCUGCAUGGCUGGGUGCUGCAUGGCUGGGUGCUGCAUGGCUGGGUGCUGCAUGGCUGGGUGCUGCAUGGCUGGGUGCUGCAUGGCUGGGUGCUGCAUGGCUGGGUGCUGCAUGGCUGGGUGGUGUUACACGCUUGGCUGGUCGUCACCUUCCCGCGCUACAUGCCGGUCCCAAGCUGGACCAGUUUCCUUCCCCUGCCUUUAGUCGCAGUGCUACCCGCAGCAGCACGCUAGACAGCAACAGUGCUGUGCGUAUAGGCAGCAUAGCUACCUCCAGAGUCCACCACUGCUGCUGCACCUCACUGAAUCACCGCCUCACCGCCUCACCGCCAUGCCCCUCGCCGCUUCCUCUCCGCUCAUCAUAUCCCACCCUCUCCUCCCCCUCCUCUCCACUGCCCUUCCCAUCCGCCUUCGUCACCUGCCUAUCACCCUCCCCACCCCCCUCCUGUUCCCCCUCCCCACCCACCUUCCCUUCCUCUCUAACCCAUCCCCCUGCCCACCCCCCCUUCCCGUCAGCCUCCCCAUCCCCCUUUCCUUCACUGCAUGUCGACAGGCUCCCAUACACGCUGCAUGCCUCUAAUCGCAUGCCCAUCUUCCCUUAUCCCCCCAUCCCCGCAUCCCCCUCAUUUAACCAUCCCACAUUCCCUCCUCCCCUCCUCCCCCCAAUCCCAUCGUCCCCACCCCCUCCCCCACCUCUCCCUCUUUCCCCCACAUUGAACCUGGCAGUGGCACGGCACUCGCAAGUGGGGCUGCUGGACGCUGACGUGUUCGCCCCUCACUGCCCAACCUGCUUGGCCUGCACAUUGUCGCCUCCUCCCCCUUCUUGCCCGCUGGGCCUGGAGACUGCCGGCUGCCCCCUGCUCGCCUCGCCCUUCCCCCACGCAUGCAGGCGCACGGCAUGCUCUGCAUGUCCGCUCACGUGGGCUGGGAGUGUGGGCUUCCUCAUGCCUGCACACCAGGGGGGUACAACAGGGGAGGGGCAGCAGGGGAGGGGCGGCUCGGCUUCUAAGGCCACACUGCCUGCCCAUGCUCUCAGCUCUGCUGGCGAUGCCCAUGCUCCCAUGCGGUCACUUCCACCAGCAGCACGGGCGGAUGAAAACGGUGGGGCAAUGGAUGUGGUGGUGGUGAUGAUGGCCAUGGACGCCACCAGCAGUGCUGGGAGCACCAAGGCACUGGAGUGUGGUCCUCCUCAUCUGCCCACCGUCACCCUCCUAUUUGCUUCCACGCCGACCCAGCUGAGCAGCAUCAUCUUGCCAAGCAGCAGCACUGUAGCACCUGCAUGCAGCACCUCUCUCUCCUUCCCACAUCACCAACACCACGACUGCCUGUGUGUCUCUUCCACAUGCCCCUUGUCCUCUAGUACCGCUCCUUCAAAUGUCUCCUCAAUAUCUGUCACCCUACCCCCUCCACCUCCCCUCUCCUCCCACACGCCCCUCCUUCCUUCUUGGAGCUCUAUUUCAUCCGAUGCCCUGCUGAACUCAGCCGGUUGCUCUGCUCUUGAGUCCAUGAGUUCCGCCAACUGCCCCUUCACCGCUUUCAACUCCCCCUUAACCGCUGCCAACCCCCCCUUCACUGCUUUCAACAUAUGCCGCAACUCAUCCAACUCCUCGUUGUGCCCAGUCAGCUCCUCCCUCACUGCUGCCAGUGCCGCCUCUUUGACCACUUCAAUCAGUGGCCCCAUCGCCCUCUCGGCAGCCAUAGCAUCCAGUGGACUCUCCUUCAACAGCCCUGCUUCAAUCACCGAUCCUGGCAAUCAACCACCUCCUUCACUGCAGACUGUCGAAAGUAGACAACACCUGGGUGGGGGAGGUAGAAGGAGAGGGAGAAUUGGGGGGGGGGGGGGGGGGGGGGGGGGGGGGGGGGGGGGGGGGGGGGGGGGGAGUGGAGGGGGGAAGGUAGUGAGGCGGGGGAGGGAGGAAGAUGAGGAAUAUGGUAAAGUGGGUGAGGUGGGCUCGCCAACGCUGCGGCUCAACACCACCCCCUCAAUCCCACCACCCGUCAACCCCCUUUGGUGCAGCAAUGGAGAGCAGCAGCGUGACCUCCUUGACACUCGUGACGAGGCACACGGACACUGGCUCUCCAUUUUGGUCCGGUCGGAGCUGAUUCAGGCCAAGCUGCACAUCCUCCUGAGUGCAGCAUCACCGGUCUCCGCCUGGUCGCCCUGCUCUCAUCUGUAUCCACCAUCCCCCAGCACGGGCUCGAUCACCUGCAUAGCUCCCCCAUGCACCCUCAUGAACGGCCAGAUUGGCCAGCCAGCUAACUCCCCACACCCUCCUACUUCUCAUUUAACCCCCGUCUACUUCCACCAAGCGGAAAACCAGAACCCCUCCGCCUUCUCCCAGCUCCCGCCUCUACUCCACUUCCCACUCCCCCCCUCUGAUCCUAUCUGUCUCGACCUCCCUAACCCCUCUCGGGACUCGUCCCUCUCAAUCCCCUCACCCCCUCCUCUCACCCCCUCUUUUCCCCCUUUCUCCCCCCCCCCUCCCCCCCCCCCCUUCCUCGUCCCCCCUCCUCUCCCCCAUCCAUUCCCCACCUCCUCGUCCCCCUUCCUCUCCCCCCUCCUUUCCCCCUCACCUCCCUCUCCCCUGUCCCUCUCCCCUGUCCCUCUCCCCUGUCCCUCUCCCCCGUCCCUCUCCCCUGUCCCUCUCCCCUGUCCCUCUCCCCCGUCCCUCUCCCCUGUCCCUCUCCCCCGUCCCUCUCCCCUGUCCCUCUCCCCCGUCCCUCUCCCCUGUCCCUCUCCCCUGUCCCUCUCCCCCGUCCCUCUCCCCUGUCCCUCUCCCCCGUCCCUCGCCCCUGUCCCUCUCCCCUGUCCCUCUCCCCUGUCCCUCUCCCCCGUCCCUCUCCCCUGUCCCUCUCCCCCGUCCCUCUCCCCUGUCCCUCUCCCCCGUCGUCCCAUGCUCACCCCUCCCCCCCCCCCCCCAACCUCACAGAAACAACACAUGCACUCCACACCACUCCACAUGUCUGCAUACCUCAGCACUCCACUGCCACUUGCCACACCGCGCCAAAAGAGAGGUCCUGAAGGGAUGGAACGAAUGAAGGUACCAACCAAGGAAGGACUGGCAGGCAGGAGAGAGGCACGGAAUGGAGGGAAGGUGAUGAGGAAGGUGACUUUUGAGGCGCCUUAA
Messenger RNA from Closterium sp. NIES-65, 3183 nucleotides. NCBI's taxonomy places the organism in Eukaryota, Viridiplantae, Streptophyta, Zygnematophyceae, Desmidiales, Closteriaceae. The record is from the annotation of a GenBank genome assembly.